AUGAGUACAGUUCUCACGGCUCGAGCAGCGGCCGCCGCUCGAGCGUUUAGACAAGGGACAACAACCACCGCCUCCUCGUCCUCCCCUUCUAUCGACAACAACAACAACACCGACACAACCACCAAAUUAAACCCCACCAUCACCAAAAUCCCCGACAACGCGCCCCUGAGCGACGACGACCAAUCGCAAGAACGACAACGCCGCUUCUGGUUCCAGCGAAGCAAAGUCCGAUACGAUCCCAACGCGAUCGCGACGCAGCCGUCGGUAUACGACGACCCGGAGACGGCGAAGGAGUACCAGCCACGGCCGGACUGGGAGAAUCUGCACCGGUUCGACCCGUCUGCGCGAUGGACCUGGGGCGAGGAGAAUAGGCUGGUGCGCAAGAUCGAUGUGCGGAUCCUGAUUUUUGCGUGCAUCAUGUUUAUGGCGCUCGAGCUGGAUCGGGCGAAUAUUUCGCAGGCGCUGACGGAUAAUUUUCUGACGGAUUUGAAGAUGAAUACUAAUGAUUACAACAUGGGCAACACCGUCUUCAAACUCGCCUUCCUUUGCGCAGAGCUCCCCUCGCAGCUGAUUAGCAAAUGGGUCGGUCCAGACCGAUGGAUCCCCGCGCAGAUGGUGCUCUGGUCGAUCGUGGCCUCGUGCCAGUUCUGGCUAUCGGGACGGUCGUCGUUUCUGACGUGUCGGGCGUUGCUGGGGAUUUUGCAGGGGGGAUUCAUUCCGGAUGUCAUUCUAUACCUCUCUUACUUCUACAAACACCAUGAGCUCUCUAUCCGCCUGAGCUUUUUCUGGACCGCCAUGUCCAUUGCGGAUAUCCUGGCCAGCUUCCUUGCUUUUGGCCUGUUGCAUAUGCGAGGCGUGAACGGCAAGGCUGGCUGGCGGUGGCUGUUUAUGAUUGAGGGCCUGCUGACCCUCGUGAUCGGAAUCCUGGCCUUCGGUCUGAUGCCCGCUGCGCCGACCAGAACAGCCAGCUGGUUUAGAGGAAAGAAUGGGUGGUUCACGGAGCGCGAGGAAAUCAUCAUGGUCAACCGCGUCAUCCGCGAAGACCCCAGCAAAGGGACAAUGCACAACCGACAGGCGAUCACACCCAAACUUCUCUGGCAGAGCCUGAAGGACUACGACCUCUGGCCGCUGUACCUCAUCGGGCUGACGUUCGAGACGCCAAUGACAACUCCCACCCAGUACCUGACGCUGUCGCUGAAGGGGCUGGGCUUCAACACGUUCCAGACGAACCUGCUGACGAUCCCCAACACGGCCCUGCACAUCGUGCUGAUGAUCGCGCUGACGUAUGCGUCCGAGAUUGUGGGCGAGUUGACGCUGAUCUCCAUGCUGGGCCAGGUCUGGGCGUUGCCGUUCCUGGUCUUCCUGUAUGUGGUGGACAUUAACAGCGUCAAUAAAUGGGUGGCCUGGGUUGUGAUGACUUUGUUGCUGGCUUAUCCCAGUGCACACCCGAUCCAAGUCGGCUGGAACUCGCGCAACUCGAACACAGUCCGCUCACGCACUGUCUCCGCAGCAGCAUACAACAUACGACGCCCCCCGCUACCGCCGCGGCAACCGCGUCCUCGUGGCUCUCGUCUCAACCAACAUCGUAAUCUACCUCCUGACCAAAGUCUACUAUGUCUGGCGCAACCACACGCGGGACAAGAAGUGGAACGCGAUGACGGAGGGGGAGAAGCUGCGGUAUCUGGCGACGACGACCGACCAGGGGAACAAGAGGUUGGAUUUUCGGUUUGCGCAUUGAUGCAGUAUAUAUCCAGAGGGGAAAAGAGGAAUGAGAAGAGUGGCAGGGUAGAUUUAGAAUUAGAGAAGGGAGAGAUGCCGUUUUUACUACCAUACGUAUAG
Molecule: messenger RNA, 1839 nt
Organism: Rasamsonia emersonii CBS 393.64
Lineage: Eukaryota; Fungi; Ascomycota; Eurotiomycetes; Eurotiales; Trichocomaceae
Exons: 8
Coding region: 1-1839 (612 amino acids)
Biological process (GO): transmembrane transport
Cellular component (GO): membrane
Molecular function (GO): transmembrane transporter activity
Source: RefSeq, a predicted model, not a curated record